AUGACUCCUGGUGGCCCCACUGCUGGGGCAAAGGAAGAAGGAGACUGCUGCCCUGACCGCCCAGGUACCAGCCGAGCCGCCAAAGCCGUGGACACAGCAUUCAAGUGCUGGGAAGGACUGGUCAGUGCGGAAGAAGUCAUGACGAGGAAGACCUCAAGCACCUUGGAGUUCUUCAACUUGGUGACCCGGAGCUCUAACAUCCCUGCGGGCGAGAGCGUCCCUGCGUUCGCGGAGAAUCCUCACUCGAUCACUGCGCCAGAGGGAGACAAAGCCGUGUUCCGAGCCCGGGUGCAAGGGAACCCCAAACCGCACGUCUCCUGGAAGAGGGAGAGCGGCAUCCCAAUUAAGGAGUCGGCCAUGAUUUUCUACGAUAGCAUCAACAAGGAGCACGUGCUGAAGCUGGAACCACUGACCUCAGAUGACUCUGACAACUACAAGUGCAUUGCAAGCAAUGACCAUGCAGAUGCCAUCUACACCGUGUCCUUGCUGGUGACAGAAGGUCAAGAGAAAAUGGAUUUCAAAAAGAUGUUGAAGAAGAGGGCCCCCCCUGCUCCCAAGAAGAAGCAGAAGAAGGUGACAAAUGAAAAAGAGAUGCUAGAGAUCUUGUCCAAGGUGCCCAAGAAGGACUUUGAGAAGGUCUGCAUGGAGUAUGGUUUCACCGACUUCCGGGGGCUGCUCAAAAAGCUCAAAGAGAUGAAGAAGAAAGUGGAGGUGGAGGCCAUCCGGAUUCUGAAGCCCCUGGAAGACGUUGAAACCAAGGUUGACACCACUGUGGUCUUUGACUGCAUCAUGGAGCUGAAGGACCCUAAUACCAAGAUGAUAUGGAUCAAGGGUAAUGAGCCACUGAGGAUUCAGUACUCCCUCGGCAAGUACAAUGUGAAGCAGAUGGGCACCAAAUACAUGCUGGUCAUUACCAACGUGAAUAUGAAUGAUGCAGGCAUCUACAGCCUGGCCGUGGGCGACAAGCGGAUGAGUGCAGAGCUCACAAUUCUGGAUGAGCCACUGAAGUUCCUGGGGGAGAUGAAGCCACUGAAGGUGACAGAGCGUGAGACAGCUGUGUUUGAGAUCCGCCUCUCCAAGAAAAUGCCUAACUUUGUGUGGAAAUUCAAUGGGAAGGAGCUGAAGAGGGAUGACAAGUAUGAAAUCACGGUGUCUGAAGAUGGUCUGACCCACACACUUAAGAUUAAAGAUGCCAGACUCAGUGACAGUGGCGAGAUCUCUGCCGAGGCAGGAAACGUAGUACAAAAGGCCCAGCUCACCAUUGACCGCAUUCCCAUCAAGUUUGUGAGCACUCUCAAGAAUGUACGUGUGAAAGAGAGAAGCCGUGCAUGCCUUGAGUGUGAACUGACGUCCAAGGAUGUGACACUGCACUGGAAGAAGGACGGGCGGCUGCUGGGGCAUGGCACCAAGUACAGCAUGAACCAUGAGGGCAAGCGAGCAGAGCUCAUCAUUGAGGAUGCACAGCUCAGCGACAGCGGCGAGUACACGGUGGUGGCCAUGCAGGAUGGGGACCCCACUGAAUACUUCAGUACUGCCAUGGUCACCGUGGAGGAGCGUCUGGCCACCGUGAAGAGCGGGAUGUCAGACGUGCACGCGGCCACCGGGAGCCCGGCCGAGCUAUGCGUAGUGCUGAACGACGAGAAGGUGGAGGGCGUGUGGCUAAAGGACGGCAAGGAGAUCACAGACUUGCCCGGCGUGCAGAUCGUGAAGCAGGGUGCGGUGCACAAGCUCAUCUUCCCCAGUAUGGGCCCGGAGCACGAGGGCAAGUACACUUUCCGGGCCAAGGGCGCAGAGAGCGAAGCCUCGGUGUUCGUCGCAGAUCCCCCCACCAUCGACCCGUCGGUGCUGGAGGCGCUGGCUGCGCACCCCGUGACCGUGAAGGUGGGCCACACGGCGAACAUCAAGGUGCCUUUCCGGGCAAAGCCGCUGCCUAAGGUGACAUGGUACAAGGAUGGCGUGGAGGUGACAGAGGAGGAGCGCGUGUCCAUGGAGCGUGGGGAAGACCAGGCCCAGCUCACCAUCUCAAACUGCAUGCGGGAGGACAGCGGGCUCAUCCUGCUCAGGCUCAAGAAUGACCACGGCGCAGUCACAGCCACCCUGCACCUCAGUGUGCUGGACCGUCCCAAGCCUCCACAGGGCCCGGUGGAGUUCCUGGAGCUCUCAGGCAGCUGUGUGCACAUGAAGUGGAAGGCCCCAAAGGACAACGGUGGGCGGCCCGUGACACAGUUCGUAGUGGAACGGAGGGCAGUUGGCAAAAACGCCUGGAUUAAGAUAGGCGAGGUGGACAGCAAAGUCACCAACUUCUCCACCAACAAGGUGGAGGAGGGAAAGGCCUACCAGUUCCGAAUCCUAGCAGUCAAUUCAGAAGGUGUGAGCGACCCACUGGAGACCAAAGAAGUAUUUGCAGGAAAUCCCAUCGAGCCCCCUGGUCUUACCUCCCAGCCUCAAGUGUCCGACGUGACCAAAGAGGCCAUGACUAUCACAUGGAAUGUCCCCACCCAAGAUGGGGGAGCCCCAGUGCUUGGCUACAUUGUGGAGCGAAGGAAGAAAGGCAGUAACUUGUGGGUGCCAGUUAACAAGGACCCCAUCCAGGGUACCAAGUGCACUGUGGAUGGUCUCUUGGAGGACACAGAAUAUGAAUUCCGAGUUAUAGCAGUGAAUAAGGCAGGCCCUGGGCAACCCAGUAUGCCGUCCAACUCAGUGGUAGCCAAGGACCCUGUCAAACCCCCAGGUCUGGUGCAAGGCCUACGCGUAUCAGAUUCUUCCAACUCCAGCAUCUCCCUGGCCUGGCGGGAGCCUGCAGAGGGAGACCCACCAUCCGGCUACGUCCUUGAGAUGAGGGCAGAAGACACCAAGGAAUGGUCCAAGUGCACAAAGAUCCCCAUCUCAGGCACCUGCUACACAGUGGGAGGCCUCACUGAGAGGAAGAAAUACUUCUUCCGUAUCCGAGCCGUGAAUGAGGCUGGGGUUGGGGAACCUGUGGAGCUGGAUGAGGGGGUCCGUGCCAUGCCACCACCAGCUGCCCCCAAGUUUGACCUUACUGCCCGGCUGAAGAGUCACAUGGUGGUCCGUGCUGGGACAGCCCUCUGCAUCCAUGCAGCCUUCUCUGGUUCACCACCACCCAACGUGAUCUGGCAGAAAGAUGGCAUUACCACCAAGGGCCGGGAAACCAUCACCAAGGGCAAAAACUACUCCCAAUUCCUCAUCAACAGCUCUAAGCGCUCGGACUCAGGGGUUUAUCGCAUCUUGCUCCAGAAUGAGUUUGGAGAGGCACACUGUGACAUCCACGUGUGUGUGGCAGAUUUCCCCCGGCCGCCGACGAACCUACGGCUGUUUGAAGAGGUCCCCAACACCGUAACUCUGACCUGGAACCACAGCCCGGACGUGCAGGAGGACGGUGAGGCCCACUACGUCAUCAUGAAGCGGGACGCCAGCACCGCCACCUGGUUCACCGCGGCCGAGCGCGUCUUCAGCAACAAGUAUACGGUGACCGGGCUGCUCCCGGGCAGGAAAUACUACUUCAGAGUGGUGGCCCGGAACGAAAUCGGUGACAGCGAUCCGCUCGACUCCAAGGAUACCUGGCUCGUCAACAAGGACAAGAUCGAGGACCUGAGUGCCAAGCUGAAGCCGUACCAGCAGAAAGAUUGGCGCCACGCGCCGCGCUUCCUGGCCCAGCUCAAGCCGCACGCGGUGCUGCGCGGCCAAGACUGCACCAUGACCUGCGCCUUCCUUGGGAACCCGAGGCCCACGGUGACUCUCUACAAGGGCGAGGUUAACAUCACAGCCAACUCCAAGUUCUGGUACAACUCCACCAGCGGCGUGUGCACCCUCGUCAUCCCCACUUGCACACUCAAGGACAGCGGCGACUACAGCGUGCUGAUAGAGAACGAGCUGGGCAAGGACCGCAGCACUUGCACGCUCACGGUCUACGAUAAAGAUGAUAAUUCAAUUCUAGCAUCAGUCACGGAGAGCCUGCAGAAGAAAUCAAAGCACCUUAUGUGAGCCCCAGCCCAGCCCCAGCAUCAGACGUAUAUUGUAACGUGGUGCAUCUUGGCCUGCCCACUGCAUGACCUCAGUGUGAGCAGCCCAGUUUGCUCUCUGAUGUUUGUUGAUGUAAAAUUUUGGUGAAGGGAUGGGCCAAUAAACUCACUGACCUCACCCUUGCCUGUUCCUGCCAGUGCUGUACAGCAGGGACCAAAGGGAUGGGCAUGAGCAUAGGACGGGGAUACUGAGGCCUGGACCACUGAGAGCCUGGCCCAAACCUACUCACAUGUGGAGUGAUCAGCCCGCUCUGACUGGGUCUUGA
Molecule: messenger RNA, 4306 nt
Organism: Choloepus didactylus (southern two-toed sloth)
Lineage: Eukaryota; Metazoa; Chordata; Mammalia; Pilosa; Megalonychidae
Gene: IGSF22
Product: immunoglobulin superfamily member 22
Exons: 22
Coding region: 1-4002 (1333 amino acids)
Molecular function (GO): protein binding
Source: RefSeq, a predicted model, not a curated record